Heteronotia binoei (common prickly gecko) is the source of this 733-nucleotide messenger RNA. It is a transcript of the gene ASCL2, whose product is annotated as achaete-scute family bHLH transcription factor 2. The transcript has a single exon. Bases 19 to 729 code for a protein of 236 amino acids. The record is from RefSeq and is a predicted model, not a curated record. Gene Ontology annotation, biological process: regulation of transcription by RNA polymerase II; developmental process. Gene Ontology annotation, molecular function: RNA polymerase II transcription regulatory region sequence-specific DNA binding; DNA-binding transcription factor activity, RNA polymerase II-specific; protein dimerization activity. Lineage: Eukaryota; Metazoa; Chordata; Lepidosauria; Squamata; Gekkonidae.
UAGGGUCGAUGUCCCAAGAUGAACGGCGGGGCAACAGUCACGGCCGCGCAACCGGCAGCCCAAGCCGCUUGUGCGAGUUACUCGUCGUUGCACGGCGGCUGCGGCUCUUUGGGGCUCAAGCUGCAGGCCGGCCAGCAGCAGCAGCAGUGGGGCGCCAGUAAGAGUUGCGGCGGCGGCGGCGGCGGCGCGGCGGGCUCCCAGCAGCAGCAGCAGUCUUCCUCGGCGGCGCGCUGCAAAGGCUCUAAGCGGCGCUCGAGCUCGCCGGAGCUGCUGCGCUGCAAGAGGCGCUUGGCGUUCCCGGGCCUGGCGGGCGGCGCGGCGGCGGUGGCGCGGCGCAACGAGCGCGAGAGGAACCGCGUCAAGCUGGUCAACCUGGGCUUCCAGACCCUGCGCCAGCACGUGCCCAACGGCGCCGCCGCCAAGAAGAUGAGCAAAGUGGAGACGCUCCGCUCCGCCGUGGAGUACAUCCGGGCCCUGCAGCAGCUGCUCGACGAGCACGACGCCGUCAGCGCCGCCUUCCACGACGGCCUCCUGCCGCCCGGCGCCGCCUGCCCCAGCGGCGGCAGCACCUAUUCCUCCGCCUCGCCCUCCUUCGACGGCCGCGAAGGCAGCUCCGUGCCCGGCUCGCCGCGCUCCGCCUACUCCUCCGACGAGAGCGGCUACGAGGGGGCGCUCAGCCCCGAGGAGCAGGAGCUGCUCGACUUCACCAGCUGGUUCGGGGGCUACUGACCUC